This is a messenger RNA of Limulus polyphemus (Atlantic horseshoe crab), 667 nucleotides long. Its product is annotated as clotting factor B-like. Gene Ontology annotation, molecular function: serine-type endopeptidase activity. The transcript has 3 exons. The annotation marks the transcript as partial. Gene Ontology annotation, biological process: proteolysis. The record is from RefSeq and is a predicted model, not a curated record. Lineage: Eukaryota; Metazoa; Arthropoda; Merostomata; Xiphosura; Limulidae.
ACAGGAUUCUUCCAUCUUCGUUAGAGUUGGAGCUCAUGACAUAGACAAUUCGGGUACCGACUAUCAAGUAAAUAAGAUUAUUGUUCACAAGGACUACAAAUACCGUUUACACUAUUACGAUAUUGGUUUGAUUUUACUCUCGAAACCAAUCGAAUACAACGACAAAGUACAGCCUAUCUGUAUUCCUGAGUUGAACAAGUUGAACGUGAACUUAAACAAUAAGGAGGUCGUUGUUAUUGGUUGGGGUGUUACUGAAAGAGGUAGUGAGAAACAUAAUGUUCUACGUGAACUGAAGUUGCCCGUAGUUACAAACGAACUGUGCGACAAGUCUUAUCAAAAACUGGCAUUCUCCAAGCUCAACCGAGGAAUCACUGAUGAUAUGAUUUGUGCUGGGUAUCAGGAAGGAGGAAGAGAUGCUUGUCAGGGCGACUCUGGUGGUCCUCUGAUGUAUCAGGAUCCAAGAACAGGAAGAGUCGAAUUAGUGGGAGUUGUAUCAUUUGGGUUUGAUUGUGCUCGUCCCAACUUCCCCGGAGUUUACACGCGCCUCUCGAGCUACGGUAACUGGUUCCAGAAAGUCACCUUUGGAUAUUUACUCGCUACUUUAUUCGAAGUUGUGCCAGUAUUUUAAGCUGAAUAAGGUUGAAGACAGAUAUUGAAUAGAGAUCUA